GUCAGUUGCCGUCCGACGUUCUUGGUGGAAUGUCGACGUCGCGUUUCGAUCCAAGUCCGUACAAGUCGCGCACGUACUUUCUCACGAGGAGCAACGCGCGCUCUUAACGAGUUUUUACACGCGAUACGAAGCGUCCUCGUGAUCUCGUGGUUAUGACAGAUCGGUGUUCGCGUUCCUCGUUCGAGCACCAACACCGUCGUCGGACUAGUUCGAUUAGCGUUCUCGAUUAUUAGUGUAUCGGUCAGUGUGAGAUCGCAUCCCUGCCGACGGCGGAGGACUUGGCUAAGUUACGCUCCGAUUUUCCUUCCGUCGUUCGCGCGUUUCGAAACCGAUCGAACGAAGUGGUGUUGUGUCGAGUGACUAUGAGUGCGUGACGACGGUACGAGGUUGUUAACCGAUCGCAAAGCAAGUCCAGUUGUUUCGAAGAAGACGAGGAGAAUGGAAUCGACGCAGCGUCGUCCGUUGGCCCUGUUGGGGAUCGUCUGGUGUCUGUUGGCCAGCAGUGGUCCGAUCCACGGACGAAGCAUCACCAGCCUGGAGGCACCGAGCGGGUGCGAGUGGAAAAAGGACGGAGACGAGGGAGAGAAAGAGCUCGGGUGUAGGGUCAGGACUAUCGCAAACGUGCCCGGUCUAAUUGGCAAUCUCUCGGCCAUUCAAGUGGACUCGAUCAGCUCUUUGGCGUUGGAAUGCAGCGACGUGUUGUUCUUCGAGAGUCAAAUAGACGGCCCCCGCGGUUUCUUCUCGCCGUUGCCACGCUUGCAGAAGCUUCGCGUGGAUUACUGCAAGAUCCGCAACCUGCCGGCCGGUGUAUUCUCCUCGGCGCACAAUUUGAGAAGUUUGUCCGUGAGAACGCACAACGGCGACUGGUCGGCCAUGACUUUGGAGCUGCACCGUGACUCGCUACGCGGUCUCGCCAGCUUGCAGCAUCUCGAUCUCUCGGACAAUAAUCUCUGGACCCUGCCGUCCGAAUUGUUCUGCCCGGUCCAGAGUCUGGCCACUUUGAAUCUGACGCGCAACAAGUUACAGGACAUGGAAUCACUCGGCUUCGCCGACUGGAUGGAAUCGUGCACGCCUAGCCUGGAGGUGUUGGAUCUGAGCAACAACGACCUCGCCGCGUUACCGGAUCGGGUACUGAGCAAUUUGCGAAGCCUAACGGUGCUGAGGUUACAGGAGAACGUGAUCGACGCGGUGGACGAUCACGCGCUCGCCGGUCUGACCGCGCUUCGUUCGUUAAACAUGUCCAGCAACAAAUUGGUCGCUUUGCCGCCGGAAUUGUUUUCGAAAACCAGAGAAUUGAGAGAACUGAUCUUGAGCAACAAUUCGUUGACGGUGUUGGCACCGGGACUCUUGGACAAUCUCGCCGAACUGCAAGUACUGGAUUUGAGCAGCAACGAAUUGACGAAUCACUGGGUGAAUCGAGACACGUUCUCGCGAUUGGUGCGACUCGUGAUUCUCGAUCUCUCUUUCAACGGGCUGUCGAGAAUCGACGCCCACGUGUUCAAGGGCCUGUACAGCCUUCAGAUUCUGAAGCUCGAGCACAACGACGUCGAGAUCCUGAUAGACGGAUGCUUCGGUUCUUUGACCAAUCUACACUCUCUGACUCUGUCGCACAAUCGGAUCGCCAGGUUCGAUCCGGGACACACGAUCGGCCUGAACACUCUCGGCCAACUUUUCCUGGACACGAACAAACUGAGGACGUUGCAUCGUCACGUGUUCGACAACCUGACCGGCUUGCAAGAUCUCUCGCUGAGCGGCAACUACCUCACCGAGAUCCCGUACGCGGUUCGCGUGCUACGUUCGCUCAAGACCCUCGACCUUGGCAACAACCACGUGUCCAGAAUCGACAACGACUCGUUCGCCGGUCUCAGCGAACUGUACGGUCUACGAUUGGUGGACAACAAGCUGGAGAACGUGUCGCGUGACGCGUUUUCCGCGUUACCGGCUCUUCAAGUGUUGAAUCUAGCGAACAAUUAUAUCCGUCACGUGGAGCAGAGCGCGUUCGCCAGCAACACGGUGUUGCGCGCCAUCAGGCUGGACGGAAAUCAGCUAACGGAGAUCCGAGGUGCGUUCACCAGCCUCUCCACCCUGGUCUGGCUGAACGUCUCGGACAAUAAGUUGCUGUGGUUCGACUACAGUCAUUUGCCGACCAGCAUAGAGUGGCUCGACAUACACGCGAAUCAGAUAAGCGAGCUGGGAAAUUAUUACACGGUGCGGAACACGUUGCGUAUAAAGAUGCUGGACGCGAGCUACAACCAAAUCGGCGAGAUAGCCGAGGCGAACGUGCCGGACAGCGUGGAAACGUUGUUCCUGAACAACAACAAAAUACGCACGGUCGCCUCCGGUACGUUCCAGCAGAAGAGGAGCCUCCAGAAAGUGGUGUUGUACGGUAACGAGAUAAGGAAUCUCGAUGUGACCGGUCUGGCGUUGCAAACGGUACCGGACGACGUUGAACUGCCUGAAUUUUACAUCGGUAACAAUCCGAUCUUGUGCGACUGCACGAUGGAGUGGUUGCCGAGGAUCAACGAGAUGGCCCGUCUUCGGCAAUAUCCUCGCGUGAUGGAUCUCGAUUCGGUCACCUGCGAGAUGGUUCACGCUCGCGCCACUCCGCGACGACCUCUGCGAUCGUUGAAACCGAAGGACUUUCUCUGCCGAUACGACGCGCAUUGUUUCGCCCUCUGCCAUUGUUGCGACUUCGACGCGUGCGACUGCGAGAUGACGUGCCCGGACAAUUGUUCGUGUUAUCACGACCACAGCUGGUCGAGCAACGUGGUGGACUGUUCGAACGCCGGUUACAAACACGUGCCGGAACGGAUACCGAUGGACGCUACGGAGAUCUAUCUGGACGGGAACGAGCUCGGCGACCUGGGCAGCCACGUGUUCAUCGGUAAGCGUCGCUUGGAGGUGUUGUACUUGAACAACAGCGGGAUCGCGGCGCUUCACAAUUUCACGUUCAACGGUGUGGGCGCGUUGCGCGUCCUUCACCUCGAGGACAAUGCCCUCCGCGAGUUGCGCGGCUUCGAGUUCGAUCAGCUCGAACGAAUGUCCGAAUUGUAUCUGGAUCACAACGCGAUCGCGACCGUCGGCAACACGACAUUCCGAAAAAUGAAGAAUCUCGAGGUGUUGCGAUUGGACAGCAAUCGUAUCGUCGACUUUCGACCGUGGGAAGCGUUGCCGAGCGUCGGGGACACGGCGAAAGUCGCUCUCGAAGGAAACGCGUGGAGCUGCGAGUGCAGCAACGCGGCUAAAUUGCGCGGUUGGUUGGCCGAGCAUCGCGGCGAUCCGGAGAAGAUGUACUGCCGCGACGGCGUCGAGACUCUCGCUCAGGCUAUGAAGCGUUGCGGCGAUCCGUCAACCGAGGCUGUCAGCCGUGGAAUUCAGGAGAUCCCUCUGCUAGGUGGUAACUUUGUGCCGCUUUUAGCCGGCGCCUUAGUGGCUGUGAUCGCGAUUUGCCUCUUCGUCGCGCUCGCGUUUGCGUUUCGCCAAGACGUUCGUCUCUGGGCUCACGCGCGAUACGGUCUGCGACUUGGGAAAAUGACCACGCCGCCGGACGAGGAACGGGAUCGUCUCUACGACGGAUACAUCGUCUACAGCGAACGCGACGAGGACUUUGUCUCCAGAUUCCUGGCUGCCGAACUGGAGCAAUCGGGAUUGGCACUCUGCCUUCACUGGCGAGAUUUGCCACCGGCGAGACCGCAGGAAGCGGUGCCACCGGCAGCGGCAGCCGCCAGACGCAUCGUCAUCAUCUUCUCGCCCGUCUUCCUCGCGAACGAGUGGCAGCACGCGGAAUUUCGUGCCGCCCUGAGGACCGCGCUCGAGAACAUCAGACCCAGUUCGAGGAAGAGGCGCGUGCUCGUGUUGCUGGCCACCGAUGCGCCCGCCCGUGAUCCGGAACUUCAGCUGUUGCUACAGACCUGCACCGUCGUCAUGUGGGGCGAGAAAAGGUUCUGGGAGAAGCUUCGUUUCGCCAUGCCCGAUUCCGUUGGCAAACGGCGGGACAGCAAGAAGGUGAACGAUCGAAAUCGCAAACCGACUCGGUACACCGCCGCCCCGUCAGCCGGCGACGUGUGGAGCAAGCCUAAUGGCGUUUUGGUCGCGCCGGUGCACGCACCCACGCCCACGCCCACCCAAUCCACCUAUGUUAGCUCCGCGUCCAGCAGGACCGAGGACGAGGACAGCGGCGCGGAACAUCAACAUCAACUCCAACAUCAACUCCAACACGGUGGUUACAGCGCGUUGCACACCGGAAACGCGCGGCCAGCUAGCCUCUCGUCCAGGGGCAGCCAUCUUUACAGUACCAUACCGGAACCACCGGUACCAACGGCACCUCCUGGCGAGGUCUUGACGCAUCCGGCCAAUCCUCGUACUUAUUUCGUCUAGUACAGACGAUCCGCUUCCAUCGUCCAUCGCGAUACAGGAUGGACGCUGAUCGAGGCUGCGAUUGUAAAAAGUUCGUUGUAGGCCUGCGAGCGAGGAAACGGUGAGACGAUGACGACGAUGAUGAUGAUGAUGUUGUAGGUAUUUGUACAGUGUCGUUCGUUGCUCGCGAUGGAUCGACCAACGUUUACGCGAAUCGUGUCGAUCCGUUUGCUCUUCCACUACAUAGAAAAUCGGUCGCGAAAUCUUGCUCGCGCUCAACGAAACGAGAGACUUUAUCGCGACGAGGGUAUCGCCUCGCGAGAAAAUUACGCCAAUAGACGCGAGGCUUUCGCUCUUUCGUUUACCUCGACGUACGUAAAGGUGAUUGACGAUCGACGAACAGAUAGAUUUAUUUAACUCUGCUGAUCUAAUUUGCACCGAUCGAUUUCUUAUUUUCUACACUCCUGGCAUACGUUUUCUUUAUCCAGACUAGUCAAGACUUGUUUGAAAGUUACGAAUUCUUCUCCUGAUAUGAAUAAAAGCGAAUAGAACUGCAGGGUUAAAUAUUUACUCCUUUGUAAAAUAUAGGACACCGUGAUCGAGUCAUUUAUUUUUACCUACCAGCCGAGAGGAGAGAUCAUUUCCUUGCGCAAAGAUCUAUACUUCUACGAAUAAUAAUGUAUAUGUGUAUGUACACAGUGAUACGCGAAGAGAGUAAGCUUUAGGUGAUACAUAAUGGCAGUCAAUGAGGACAUAGAUUGUAAUUAUUAUUCUCGUCGGUGAUUAGAGCCUAACACGGACGUACGCAACCCCGGUUCGAAGUAGAUUGUUAUAGUUCUUCUUCGUUGUUGUUGUUGUUGCACGAUUAAUGGUCCAGGACACGUGUUCGCGCUGUAUAUUUUCCGAUUCCAAUGAUACAGAGAAAGAUCGUGGAGAAAAGUGACUGGGAAAGGCUCGAAUUCGAAAUUUUCAAAGUUGUCGAAAGUUUCUCGCGCGAAACGAGGAGGAUUUCGAUCAGCGGUUUGAAAAAUAGCCGUUUCUCGUUUCGUCAGUUUCACCCGCGACCGCACACCUCGAUCGAUCGAUCGCCGUUGCGACGCACCAGCUGUUUCGCUUUCUCAUCGACCAUCUCGUUAUUUAUUUUACGUUCGACGAGAAUUUUCCUCGAUUAUUCGUGAUUUCGUUUUUGUUUCACAAACUUUGACUAUCGAUACGCGUUUAUUCUUUCGUUACCCAUUAUUAUACAUUAUUCUUUCUGAUUUAAGCACUAUGCUCGAAGUAAUCGAAAACGUCGUCGACUGUUAGUUGAAAAAUUCUUUUAUUUAUAGACUUGGAAACCAAUGUCUCCGAAUUGUUUCGAGCAGAGUUGUUAAACGUUCGCAAGCUCGCGUUCAAACAUUGAAUUCUAUCGUUUUUUAAUGUUAUAUAAACGGUUCAGAACUCGGUGCUCCUUACGUUUCGUUUUCUUGAAAGAUGUUACACAAACCUCAAGUUUUCGAUUGUUCGCCGGGAAAACGCGGAAGCUCGUGUUUCAGAAAUUUUCCGAGGGAAUCUGUAUUUAUGUUUCGAGGUUCAUUUUAUUUCCAAGACGAUCGUUUACUUUGGCGAUCGAAAGCGUUUCAAUUUCUGAUUCCGAGUAUACUUUUUUUAAACACUCCAAGAAUACAGCUGAACGUUACAUAAUAAUAUUUAAAAUUUUCUUCAAGUUUUUUCGUACGAAAUUUGCGGUGUCGGUCACUGGUGAUCAUCGAUAAUAAUUAGCGCGUCGAUGGAAAGAGAAAAAGAAAUAAGACGAGAAUGAUACGUCGUCGCGUGUGCUCCAAAUUCUCGGGACGACCUGUUCUUCGUACUAAUCGUAUAUACAUAUAUUUUUCUUUCUUCCCUCGAGAAACGGAGCAAUCGCGACCCUAGUUCUCAUUCCUGUCGCUCGUUCGUCAAUUCAUUAGUUAGCGAAUGGAGGGAUAUGAUAAUCGAUAUGAAUCGUGUUUGAUUAAUUCGAGAGAAAAGACGUCUAGCGAGACAAAGCACACCUCGUUCCUAAGAUUCACGACUGUCUUGGAGAAAGCAACGGUCGCCAAACGCUUAUUAGUUUGUAAGUGGAUCCUCCUGUAAAUAAUUGUGUAUAUCUAAUGAAAAACAUUGUAAAUAAUUCACGCGCACACUUGUCGAGCACAUCAAAGUGGCCAGGCACUUGUACCUACAAAAAUAUAGGGCUGGUCUCGUACGAGGGCCGUGUCACGACUAAUUCGAACAAUUUCCGAAUUCUGUACUCUAUUGUUGUAAAUAUGCUCAUCGGAUCACGCAUAUACUAUAUAUAAAUAUUGUAUUCACGAUCUGUUACGUGAUUAUUAAAUUAAUUGCCACUUUCCAUUUCAGCAAAGAACCAUGAGAAA
Molecule: messenger RNA, 6749 nt
Organism: Osmia bicornis bicornis
Lineage: Eukaryota; Metazoa; Arthropoda; Insecta; Hymenoptera; Megachilidae
Product: toll-like receptor Tollo
Exons: 1
Coding region: 439-4377 (1312 amino acids)
Biological process (GO): signal transduction
Molecular function (GO): protein binding
Source: RefSeq, a predicted model, not a curated record